AUGAAGACAAUAUUAUUGGCGCUAACCUGUUUCUUCGUCGGCGCAAUCGCCGUCGACUUCACCUGCCCUUCGGAAAAUCACAAGAGCAAACGCGCCUCCUCGGACAUCUCCUACUACCCGGACGAGAUCCAGUGCGACCUCUACUACAAGUGCACAUCUGGCAACCCCGUCGGCGAGCCGAAGCUCUGCCCGGACGGACUGGUGUUCAGCGACAGGUCGACGAGCUACGAAAGGUGCGAUCUGCCCGACAACGUAGAUUGCGGAGACAGGCUGGAGUUACAGCCCCCACAGUCAACGGAUUUGUGCCCUCGCCAAAAUGGCAUGUUCAGGGUGGACAGUCCUGAAGCAUGCGAUAGAUUCGUGCAGUGUGUCAAUGGACACGUGAUCGUCACACAUAAAUGUCCACCAGGUUUGAUUUACGACGACGAGAGAGCCCAGCAAGCAACCUGCGUCUGGCCUAGGGACGCCGUGAGAAAAGAUUGCGGAAAACCCAAAAAAGAGGUUCUCCUCCCAGAAGGUUUCUCCUGCCCAGAUUCUGCAAGCGAAGCAAGUUCCAGCGAUUCUGAUGCAGCCCCAUUGCCCCACCCAACUUACCCCGACCCAAACAAUUGCGGAAAAUUCUUCAUCUGCAGAGGCGGCAGGGAUCCCCAAAGAGGGGCCUGUUCUGAUGGAGAAGCAUACAAUCCUGAUCUGUCCAAAUGUGACGAACCCAAGAACGUCCGAGGAUGCGAGGACUAUACGGGAGAAGAAGACGACGAAUAG
Molecule: messenger RNA, 762 nt
Organism: Ctenocephalides felis (cat flea)
Lineage: Eukaryota; Metazoa; Arthropoda; Insecta; Siphonaptera; Pulicidae
Product: protein obstructor-E-like
Exons: 6
Coding region: 1-762 (253 amino acids)
Cellular component (GO): extracellular region
Molecular function (GO): chitin binding
Source: RefSeq, a predicted model, not a curated record